AGCUUCUCAUUCUAAAAGCCAUCCACUCCUGCUAAUAACUGCUCAUAAUUCCUAUCACCAUCUUCGUUUUUUUAUUGCUUCUUCAAAAGUCCACAUAGCUUGCCAAUAUUGUUGACUUUGAAACGGUUUGGUUUUAAUUUCUUGAUCCAAGUUUAAUUUCUUGAUAGCUUGAAGAUAUGAAGGUUACAUCCGAGAAAAGAUAUGCUCUUUUGCAAGCAGCAAGGGACUCUGACUAUGUAAAGAAAGUUUACGGAGGGUACUUUAAUGUGUUUGUUGCAGCUUUUGCUGAAGAGGGAGAAACAUGGGACUUGUUUAGAGUUGUUGAGGGGGAGUUUCCUGACAUGAAUGAGCUUCACAAAUACGAUGGCUUUGUAGUUACUGGCAGCCCUUAUGAUGCCUACGGAAAUGACUAUUGGGUUCUCAAGCUUUGCUUCAUCUUGCAAACUCUAGAUGCCAUGGAGAAGAAAGUCCUUGGAAUUUGCUUUGGUCAUCAGGUUUUGUGCAGAGCGCUGGGUGGAAAGGUUGGAAAAGCAUAUUCUGGGUGGGAUAUUGGGUUAAGGAGAGUGAGCAUAGUGAAGGAUCUGUCACCAUGCAGCUUCCCAGGAGACUUAACAGAAAUCCCUCCCUCGCUAUCAAUAAUCGAGUGCCAUCAAGAUGAGGUGUGGGAGGUGCCAUUAGGAGCUGAAGUGAUUGCAUUCUCAGACAAAACUGGUGUGGAGAUGUUCACCAUUGGAGAUCACAUCUUGGGCAUUCAAGGCCAUCCCGAGUACACCAAGGAUAUUCUUUAUAAUCUCAUUGAUCGCCUUCUGAGUAACAACUGCAUAGAGAGUGCUUUUGCCGAAAAGGCCAAGUUUGGAUUGGAGAUAGCUGAACCAGACAGAAAAUGCUGGGAAAAGAUCUGCAAGAACUUUCUAAAGGGUAGAUAAAAAGGUUAACGUUGUAGACUGAUGUGAACUUUUUUUUUUUUUUUGUUCUAUCAUCGUUUUCACAAGACUAGCUAAACAAAGAGCGAUUAGCUAGCUCGUGAAUCAACGUGCGUGUCUAAUGUAUGUCCUCUUCUUGAUGAUUUUAAUGAAUCAGAUAACUUGGUGAGGAAAGACUAAAUUUGAGUUGAUUAA
Populus trichocarpa (black cottonwood) is the source of this 1118-nucleotide messenger RNA. RefSeq names its product gamma-glutamyl peptidase 3. Gene Ontology annotation, cellular component: cytosol. The record is from RefSeq and is a predicted model, not a curated record. Bases 177 to 926 code for a protein of 249 amino acids. NCBI's taxonomy places the organism in Eukaryota, Viridiplantae, Streptophyta, Magnoliopsida, Malpighiales, Salicaceae. The transcript has 3 exons.